AAAAUAGUCAGUGCUUGUUUACUGAGAGACGCGGUCAUAAAACUCAAAAUUAAAAUUGCCAAGACGCAAAAAUUUUUUUCCAUUUAAUUUUUUUUUCAAGAAUUCAAGCAAUUAACUUGUGGAAUUUUUAAUUAAAUAUUGCAAAACACAAUGAAUCACCAGAAAAGCGUAUUUUUCAUUUGUUUCAUCGUCAUUUGUGAUCUUUAUCAGAUUUACGCGUAUGGCGUUGACGAUAACGAAAUCGGGGAAUUUGAGACUCCCGUAACGAACAUUGGCGGUGUCAAAAUUUACGAAAAAGAGAGAUUGUGUGCGAUGAUCGGAGGCAGUUGCGUGGAAAAGGCGAAUUGUUAUCCGGGCGAACUGGCAUCCCACAAGGGUUUGUGUCCGAAGAACCGCUAUUUGGGUGUGGAGUGCUGCUACAAAGUCAAACUGCCGAAAAAAGUCCAAAAAUGCGAAGAUGACUUUUAUGGCGCUUGCAUGGAAAGAUGCCAUCCACUCUUGAAGCGACCUGCAACGGAUUGCGCCGAGGGAGAAACAUGUUGCGUUCUUGUCAAUUAGAAAAAAAAAUUGACAAAAAAAAAUUAUUAUUUAGAAUUAAAUUUUUUUUUAGAGUUAGAAUUUUAAUAUUUUUAAGUUUUUUUAAGAGGUUUCUAGAACCGCACGUGAAAUACAGAAGAAAAAAAAAUAUUUCAAAUUUUUCGUUGUUU
Messenger RNA from Culicoides brevitarsis, 707 nucleotides. RefSeq lists its product as uncharacterized. The record is from RefSeq and is a predicted model, not a curated record. NCBI's taxonomy places the organism in Eukaryota, Metazoa, Arthropoda, Insecta, Diptera, Ceratopogonidae. The transcript has 2 exons. Bases 151 to 558 code for a protein of 135 amino acids.